Molecule: messenger RNA, 252 nt
Organism: Letharia columbiana
Lineage: Eukaryota; Fungi; Ascomycota; Lecanoromycetes; Lecanorales; Parmeliaceae
Exons: 1
Coding region: 1-252 (83 amino acids)
Source: RefSeq, a predicted model, not a curated record
AUGACUUCAGAUCUUUGGCGUGCGGUCGAAAGGCUGCGUAUGAGCGCCAACAAGCACGAUUUUGACCGUGAUAUGUGCAUCGACGGUACGCUUCUUCAGCAGAGGCCAAGGAAGCGAACCAAAAUAGAUACUCAGGCUCUGAAGAAGGAGCUGGAAAAGGACUUCCUCACACCGCAGACGUCUUUUGACGUGGAAUGGCUUGAUAAAUUACAACAGUAUGUCGUUCAACCAAGAGGCGUGAGAAUCUGCUGA